AAGCAAAACACAAUCGUCUACCAAACGUUAAACUUUCCCCCUUUCGUUCCCACACGCGACGAGUUUGUAUAUACACCACCUCAGUCGACUGCUCUCGUCUACCUGCAGGUUCUAUAGAACACUACGUACUAUUUCGAUUCAUCGCACCACCUUUCCGAUACACCCCGCCCUGUCUCGAUACGCAGCAAAACAGCCCCCUGCGACUCCUGCGAUCGCACAUCACCCUUCCCCGUAUUGUCCGGUCCCUUCAACCUAUAACAUUGAUUUGUAACUUCGAGGCCGCCGGGCCUAGAGAGGCCAGCAACCGCAAAUAUGGCGACCAAUAACACCGUCAAAGUGGUUGCACGGUUUAGGCCGCAAAACAAAGUUGAAAUCGCAAGUGGAGGAGAGCCUAUCGUAAGGUUCGAGAGUGAUGACACAUGUGCUAUCAAGUCGCAAGAGGCCUCAGGGUCGUUCACCUUUGAUCGAGUGUUCGGAAUGGACUCUCGGCAGACCGACGUCUUCGAUUUCUCUAUCAAGCAUACCGUCGACGAUAUCCUACAAGGUUAUAAUGGCACAGUCUUUGCAUACGGUCAAACCGGUGCUGGUAAAUCCUAUACCAUGAUGGGUGGUGAUAUCGACGACGAUGAGUCGAAAGGUAUUAUCCCACGAAUAGUAGAGCAGAUCUUCGCCAGCAUCAUGGGAAGCUCAGCCAAUAUCGAAUACACCGUCCGUGUGAGCUAUAUGGAGAUCUACAUGGAAAGAAUUCGGGAUCUGCUAAGGCCGACAAGUGACAAUCUGCCGGUACACGAAGAAAAGAAUCGAGGUGUAUAUGUCAAGGGUCUGGUGGAACUAUAUGUCUCCAGUGUGGGCGAAGUUUACGAGGUGAUGCGAAGAGGUGGUCAAGCCCGAGCCGUCGCAGCCACAAACAUGAAUCAGGAAUCUUCGCGAUCGCAUUCCAUUUUCGUAAUCACCGUCACCCAGAAAAAUGUUGAUACCGGAUCUGCCAAAACUGGUCAGCUCUUCUUGGUCGACUUGGCUGGAAGUGAAAAGGUUGGAAAGACAGGUGCUAGUGGGCAGACUCUAGAGGAAGCAAAGAAGAUCAACAAGAGUUUAAGUGCUUUAGGAAUGGUCAUCAACUCCUUGACCGACGGGAAAUCUACGCACAUUCCAUACCGAGAUUCUAAAUUGACUAGAAUUCUGCAGGAAUCGCUCGGUGGUAACUCUCGGACGACACUCAUUAUUAAUUGCUCGCCGAGUAGCUACAACGAUGUUGAGACAGUCAGCACUCUGAGAUUUGGCGAACGGGCAAAGGCUAUCAAGAAUAAGGCCAAGGUUAACGCCGAGUUAAGUCCUGCAGAGCUGAAGGCACUUUUGAAGAAGGCUCAAAGUGAGGUCAUGUCCUAUGAAACAUAUACCGCCUCUCUCACCGAUGAAAUUCAACUCUGGCGCGGUGGAUCAAGUGUUCCCCAGGAUCAAUGGGUGCCGGCAUUCGAGAAAGGCUCAACUGCUCCAAAGAGAGACACCAGGCCUCGAUCGGACACGCCGUCUAAGCAAAUAGCGGACGUGCGGCGGAUGGAAACGCCCUCAAGGCCAGAUUCCCGAAUGGAGAUUGACCGAGCUGGCACACCCAGCGCCAUGCUAGAGAAGGACGAGAAGGACGAAUUCUUACGGCGCGAAAACGAGUUCCAAGAUCAGCUCGCCGAGAAGGAAAGUGCACUUGCCAACUCAGAGGCGACCUUAAGGAGUCUUAGGGAAGAACUGCAAUUCCUAAGGGAGCGCGAGGGCAAGAGCGGAAAGGAGAAUGAGCGUCUCGUGGGUGAAGUGAAUGAGUUGAAGAUGCAGGUGGAAAAGAUCCAUUUCGAGACCAAGGAACAGAACAUCACUAUGGACGGUCUCAAGGAGUCCAAUGCAGAACUCACAUCAGAGCUGGACGAAGUGAAGCAGCAGCUCCUCGACGCAAAGAUCGCAGCCAAAGAAGCUGGCGUCCAGCUCGAUGAGAAAGAGAAAAAGAAGGCCGAACGUAUGGCUCAGAUGAUGGCUGGUUUCGAUCUGGGCGGUGAUGUCUUCAGCGACAACGAGCGUAAUCUUCGGAAGAUCAUCGAGCAAGUUGAUUCUUUAUACGAGGUCAGUGCAUCAGGCGAGGCUGUAUCACCGGACCACUUCCAAGACCUCCGACAGAAGUUGCGUGAAACCCAGGGUAUCGUGAGGCAAGCCGAGCUGUCUGUCACCCAACGAGGUGAACAAGAUGACGCUCAUGUACAGAGGCAUGAGACACUGGAGCAACGACUAUCCACCAUCCAGCGGGAGUACGAAGAGUUACUGGAGGGUAAGCUAGGUGACGGCGACGUCGAAGCGAUUAGAUCGAAGCUUGCAGACGCCUAUACUGCCAGACAGGAAGGCGACAACGAACACACCAAAGGUCUCAAGCAGGAUAUACAACAUAAGCUGCAAGAGAACCAGCAACUGCGAUCAGAGAACGAGAGUCUUCAACAGCGAUUGAAGAGUAGCGGUGUGAUGAAUGGUGUCGCGGCCGGCGGGUCCAAUGGAAAGACCGUUCAGCAACAGAUUGCCGACUUUGAUAUCAUGAAGAAGAGUCUGAUGCGUGAUCUCCAGAAUCGUUGCGAGAGGGUCGUCGAACUCGAGAUUUCUUUAGACGAGACCCGGGAGCAGUACAACAACGUUCUUCGCUCUUCCAACAAUAGACAACAACAAAAGAAGAUGGCUUUCCUCGAGCGCAACCUGGAGCAACUCACCGUGGUUCAGCGACAGCUUGUCGAGCAGAACAGCGGCUUGAAGAAAGAAGUUGCCAUCGCAGAGCGUAAACUCAUUGCUCGAAACGAGCGAAUUCAAAGUCUCGAGGCUCUCCUUCAGGACAGCCAGGAGAAACUGACUGCUGCCAAUCACCGAUUCGAAGUUCAACUCCAGGGAGUCAAAGAGCGUCUCGAAGCUGUAAAAGCGAACUCAACCCGCGGUCUCGGCGGCCUCGGCUCCCCAACGUCCAAUGCGUCGUUUGCGUUUGGUGGCGGCUCACGCAUAGCUAAGCCGCUGAGAGGAGGUGGUGGUGCCGGCGCUGGGCAAUCGACAGAAUAUGCUGCGCAACCAGCACUUGCCGGUGUACAAGCUCAAGAAGCAGGAAACUCCGGGAAGCGCAGCAGCUGGUUCUUCAACAAGACUUCGUGAGUGUGCCGUGGAGCUGAUGAUACCCUAGGCUGCGAUGGAAGCUCGGAAGAAGUGUGAAUAGAGCAUACUGGAGGAUGGCGUCGAGAUGAGCAAACGAAAUGUCUACAUUGAUGGCUUGCGGAUACGAUGGCGUGGAAUGCUGCAUGUUGCAUUCCCUGUAUGAAGACUGACUGCGAUGCUUUUUCCUUGCAUAUGAUUCCCUCCCUAUGCGCAUGUUGCGUAUUGAGGCUUUCUGACCUUCAGAAGAUUUGGUGGCACCGCGCUUGGUUGGUACCGGGACUUGUUUUCUACAUAGCAUACAUUGGACGCGACUUGAUGGACGAAAAUAGAUCAUCUUUAGACAAGACUGAUCAUGUGGUCGCUGCACAAUCAUCUCACACUGUGCCUGAUACCCG
Messenger RNA from Pseudovirgaria hyperparasitica, 3557 nucleotides. Its product is annotated as kinesin-domain-containing protein. Gene Ontology annotation, biological process: microtubule-based movement. The transcript is spliced from 5 exons. The record is from RefSeq and is a predicted model, not a curated record. Gene Ontology annotation, molecular function: microtubule motor activity; ATP binding; microtubule binding. The coding region runs from base 313 to 3162 and encodes 949 amino acids. Lineage: Eukaryota; Fungi; Ascomycota; Dothideomycetes; Acrospermales; Acrospermaceae.